AUGGUGUCAUGCAAAGUAAUUAUAAGAGCAGAUGAAGUAAUAUCGGUGGAGAUAGGCUGGGUGAAGCUGGCCAACUUGGACAGCGAUGACGGUAGCAUUGGAUACGGUGAAGAUGUCUUGGAUGACUGUAUCGCCUGUAUUCAGUGUAUCUGCCAGUGUUACGUGCAGAACCUCGACUGGAACGCCCUCAGUGACUCUUACGCCAAGCUCGCUAAAUACGCUCCGCCAAUUAUCACCAAGUCCUCUGUCAGUGACAUUGGUACGCAAUUGGUUUCCUGGGGUAACUCGGCCAAGUCUAACAAGAAGUUGUCUGCCUCCAGCUUGCAAACCCUCAUGAAGAGUACUAACCAGCUCCAGAUUCUUACCCAGGGCUCUGUUCCUACUUGGUCUAUUGGUAUGAAGUACAGCAGUGCUGGCUUUGGUAAGAUCUUGGUUAACUACGGUAACAUUUGCCACCUGGGUAAGGUUUCGGCCACCAAUGUUGCUGCUAUCAACGGUGUUUUGCAACAGAUUAACUCUGCCAAGAUCUUUUAA
This is a messenger RNA of Babjeviella inositovora NRRL Y-12698, 534 nucleotides long. RefSeq lists its product as uncharacterized. The transcript has a single exon. Bases 1 to 534 code for a protein of 177 amino acids. NCBI's taxonomy places the organism in Eukaryota, Fungi, Ascomycota, Pichiomycetes, Serinales. The record is from RefSeq and is a predicted model, not a curated record.